Messenger RNA from Antechinus flavipes (yellow-footed antechinus), 4178 nucleotides. It is a transcript of the gene PRICKLE1, whose product is annotated as prickle planar cell polarity protein 1. The coding region runs from base 304 to 2787 and encodes 827 amino acids. The transcript has 8 exons. Gene Ontology annotation, molecular function: zinc ion binding. Lineage: Eukaryota; Metazoa; Chordata; Mammalia; Dasyuromorphia; Dasyuridae. The record is from RefSeq and is a predicted model, not a curated record.
GCAGCGCUCCCCUCAUUUGCUAAGGCAGUGAGAUUCACUCCCCCGCCUGUGAGUAGUGCGUAUGUUAGUGCUGCCUCCGACGUGCUCAUCUCCUCCCUCCUGUACUGACUUCUACGGGACACUCGUAAGAGGAGGCGUGAAGCAGGGGUUAUCAAUGACUUUGGAUCUUAUUCUUCUCAUCUCAUACCUUCAAUUCAUUGCCGUGAACGUCUCAUCCGACCAAAGGACUUAUUUUGUCGUCGUCUCAAAGAGUCAUUGCUUAAUGAAUUGUGACUAAGGAUCCAACCCUUCAUUUUUAUAUUGAUGAUGGAACCUUUGGAGAUGGAACCCACAAAAAACAAACUUACCUUUGGGUGUCAGAGAAGUUCAACAUCUGAUGAUGAUUCAGGCUAUGCCUUGGAAGAGUAUGCCUGGGUUCCACCAGGUCUUAAGCUAGAAGAGGUCCAGCUUUAUUUUGCUUGUUUACCAGAAGAUAAAGUUCCUUAUGUUAACAGCCCUGGGGAGAAACAUCGGAUUAAACAGCUUUUGUACCAAUUGCCUCCACAUGAUAAUGAGGUGAGGUAUUGCCAAUCUCUGAGUGAAGAAGAAAAGAAGGAAUUGCAGAUGUUCAGUGUUCAGCGUAAGAAAGAGUCACUUGGAAGAGGAACUAUUAAACUUCUUUCCAGAGGACUAAUGCAUACAGUUUGUGAACAGUGUGGAAUGAAGAUAAAUGCAGGCAAAAUUGUGGUAUUUGCCUCUCGAGCUGGGCCUGGAGCAUGGUGGCAUCCUUCCUGUUUCGUCUGCUUUACAUGUAAUGAGCUGCUAGUUGAUCUCAUCUAUUUUUACCAAGAUGGAAAAAUUUACUGUGGGAGGCAUCAUGCUGAACUGCUCAAACCCCGUUGUUCAGCUUGUGAUGAGAUAAUUUUUGCUGAUGAGUGCACAGAAGCCGAAUGUCGCCACUGGCACAUGAAACACUUCUGUUGCCUUGAAUGUGAAACUGUCCUUGGUGGACAAAGGUAUAUUAUGAAGGAUGGCCAUCCAUUUUGCUGCGGUUGUUUUGAAUCUCUUUAUGCAGAAUACUGUGAGACCUGUGGAGAGCACAUAGGUGUUGAUCAUGCUCAAAUGACCUACAAUGGACAACACUGGCAUGCCACAGAAGCUUGCUUUUCCUGUGCGCAGUGUAAAAUUCCUCUGUUAGGUUGUCCCUUCCUUCCCAAACAAGGGCAGAUCUAUUGCUCCAAAACCUGUAGUCUUGGGGAAGAUAUUCAUGCCUCAGAUUCCUCAGAUUCUGCAUUCCAGUCUGCCCGAUCCAGAGACUCUCGGAGAAGCAUCCGUGUUGGGAAGAGUAGUCAGUCAACUGACCAGUGCAGACAGUCUCUGCUUCUGUCCACUGCCCUAAACUACAAGUACCUCAACCUUUCUGACAAUGCCGAGGACCUUCUUUCUCAUAAACUGGAUGAUCUGAGCCUCUCACAUCAAGGUGUGAAUUUUGUCAAUAAAGAGUUUUGGAAAAGUGAAGGAGACCAGGAACUGCCAGAAGAUACUGAAGAAUGGGCAGAGCAUGAAGACUAUAUGACGCACCUGCUUCUCAAAUAUGGCGAUAAAGGCCUCUUUCAACAGCCUAAUGAAAUGGACGUUCAGUCCAGUGAGCACUGGGUAGCUAAUAACAUGGUUACAAAUAAGACUGAUUUAAAUAAACAAAAUCUAGUCAAUCAAAAAUACCAAUCAGAGGUGUAUUGGUCACAGUCACAAGAUGGAUUGGAUGAUUCUGCUUAUGGUAGUCAUCCAGGUCCUGUUGGCAAUAGAAAGCUCCAAGAAUUGGAUAUGGAACAUGGAGCUUCUGGAUACAAUCAUGAUCAAAUACAUUGGUAUGAAGAUUCUGUGGAGUGUUUAUCUGACUUGAAAAAUGAACAAAGUGUCCUGGACUCUAUGGAUUCUUUAGCCUUAUCUAAUAUUACAGGGACUUCAGUAGAUGAAGAAAACAAGUCAAGACCUUCAUUAUAUUCUCUACAAAACUUCCAGGAAAUAGAAAAAGAGGAGUGUGAAAAAAUGAGUGAUAUGGGCACUUUAAAUUCUUCUCCACUCCAUAGAAACACUGAAUUCUUAAAGAGUCUAAGUUCUGAAUUAUGUCCAGAAAAUAUAUUGGCCAAAGAGAAACAAGUGCACCUACCAAUACUGAGAAGAUCUAAGUCUCAGUCUAGACCACAAGUUAAAUUUUCAGAUGAUGUUAUUUACAAUAAAAACCAUGGCAAUAUUGAAAUCAACCAACCACCAAUGAGUGAAAGGACUAGAAGAAGAGUUUAUCAUUUUGAGGAAUGGGGACCCCGGCCUCAUUCUCAUUGCCACAGAAGAAGUAGGAAAUCUUGCUCAGACAAUGCACUGAACGUCACUACAGAAAGAAAGUACUCUCCUAAAGAGAAGCACUGGCCUUACUCUCCAGAUAACUAUGGGAAAUUUAAUCAAAAUAAACACGCUCACGAGCUCCAAGCUUACGUACAAAAUGCUGAGCUCUAUGGACAAUACGUUCAUGCUACUCCAGAUUAUGCACCACAGAAUCAAGUAGUUGAUAAAUUUAUUAAAUUUUAUGGUGACGAUGAUUCUUUAUGUUCAACUUCUUCUUCUGAUUCAGAAGAAGAAGGAUACUUUCUUGGGCAACCCAUUCCUAAACCACGGCUGCAGAGACGUGCGUGCUAUACAGAUGACCUCUCCAGUCCAACCUCCGAGCUACUUAAUACUCAAAUUGGGCAAAGGACAACAAACUCCAAAAAGAAAAAGGGACACAAAGGCAAGAAUUGUAUUAUUUCUUAACUCUGUAGUUAUGGAGACCAUGCUAGCUGUGUAGCUAGCAGGUGGUUUUAAAUGCUUUGCCAACACAAAUGAUGACCCAACUGCUAAAGAAUGUCAUACACAUUUUGAAAGGUACAGGUCGUCCGGCUCCAUUCCUCGGAUGUUACUGAGUUUAUGAGUUGUGUCCAUUAACUACACUGCAGGUUUUUCUAUUCAGAAUAAAACAAACAUGGUAUUUGAACCUACUAUGAAACAGGCUUUAAUUUUAAAAGCUGGAGAAAUACAGCCACUUUUGUGAAAUAGUAGUUUUCUUUUUCUUUAGAGUAAUCCUUGGCUUAGAUCUUAUUUUGGUUUGUUUUAUUGUGAAGUAUGCACAUUGUUAAAACUGAUAGAGAAAAAAUGGUGCAGUAUAUUGUACAAGCCCAACUUGGACUUUUUUGACACUUAGCCCAUGUUACCAUUGUAUUUUGUUAAAUGCAACCACCAAAUGAGAAAACAUUGCUAUUUAUGAUAUCUUUCAGAAAUUUAAGUGUAUCCCUAAUUUAAUACUACAAAUGUUAAUGUAUAUAUUAUACAGUUCAUAUUUUAAAACUGAUAUUUUUAUAUUCCUGAAUCAUAAGACGUCUACUGUGCUACUGUCAACAACAUCACAGGAUUCGUGUGAAAACCAGGUUUAUUACAAGAGAAAUAUACAUGCAUGUGGAACCCCAAGAGUUCACAGUCCUUAUAAAAGUUUGUAUAUUUAUGAUAUUACGACAAAAGGAGGAGGAAACAGGAAAGGGCAUAGCAUGGGAGGGGAAAGGUGCAAUAACCUCCCUUGAAAGGGAGGAACAAGACAAUGGGAUAUUCUUUUUUCUUGGAACCACUAGACUAGAUAGGAGGGUCUGCUUAUCUGCAAAGGACCCCAGCUGCACAAGCAUUUUUCCCAGUCUGGCACAGACUGGCUGAUGCCUGUCUUGCCUCUCAAAGACACACAGGGAAUUCAGCUUGGGAUGCAAACAAGAGAUUAUGUUAGCUGGGGGAGCUUCUUCACCCUUGAUAUAUUCAGGGCCUCCUGCAUAUUGUGAGUCCAGUGUUUUGGGAAAACAUGGUAACACAAAAAAAGCAAUAGCUCUUAACACUACAAAACUAGAUUUGUUAGGAAACUAGCAGUAGCAUUAUGGAUUAAGUGAAUGUAUUCAGGGUUUAAAAUUGAGAUAGUUAAAUUUGUAAUAUUGGAACAAAGUUUAAUUUUUUUUUUCAAUUUUCAGUAUUAAAAAAAUUCUGUAUGCAUGGCAGGGCUUAGUAAAUACUCUUUAACCAUAAUACAUUUAAUCUUACAAGUAUUAUUUAUGGGCCAAGCAAUGUAAACUGUACAAAUGUAAAAGCAAUUUUUAAAAAAUACUCUUGAAAAUAUAUCAGUAAAAAACAAA